AACACCAGGAGCCGGGUACGACUCUGUCCUUUCUGAGAAAUUGCCUGAGGAGUACAGCUCUGGCGGUCGUGUCGUGACGAAAAAACAGCAACGAACCCCCCACCCUAAAGGCACACAAAGGGAACUAAAAGAUGCCUGCGAAUAACAAGGACGAGGGUGGAUGGAAGAAAUUUCUGUGGAAUUCUGAGAAGAAGGAAUUUUUAGGACGAACCGGCGCCAGUUGGCUUAAAAUCUUCAUCUUCUACGUUAUCUUCUAUGGCUGCUUGGCUGGAAUUUUCAUCGGCACCAUCCAGGCAUUGCUGAUGACCCUUAGCAACUACAAGCCCACCUACCAGGACAGAGUUGCACCCCCAGGUUUAUCACACACCCCACGCUCUGAAAAAUCCGAGAUCUCGUUCAACACCGCAGAAGAGGAUACUUACAGAACGUACACGAAAGACAUGAAGAACCUGCUGGAGCCAUACAAAGACGAGUCACAGACUGAUGACACGAAAUUCGAGAACUGCGGAGAGAGUCCAGCUGUUUACACGGACCGCGGUGACCUGGAGGGUGACACAGGCGUGAGAAAGGCCUGCCGCUUCAGUAGGACCUUGCUGCGCGACUGCUCAGGCGUAGACGACGCCACUUUCGGCUUUGGGUCGGGCAAACCCUGCCUCAUCGUUAAGCUCAACAGGAUCGUCAACUUCAAGCCCAGACCUCCAACAAAGAACGAGUCUUUACCUGCAACUGGCAGCAUGAAGAUUCAACCCCACGUGAUUCCUAUUCACUGCAGCAGCAAGAAAGAAGAAGACGCCGGCAAAAUCGGCGAGAUCAAGUACUUCGGCCUGGGCAACGGCUUCCCCCUGCAGUACUACCCUUACUACGGCAAGCUGCUCCAGCCCCAGUACCUCCAGCCCCUGGUGGCCAUCCAGUUCGCCAACAUCACCGCUAACGAAGAGCUGCGCGUGGAGUGCAAAGUAUACGGAGACAACAUCGCGUACAGCGAUAAGGACCGCUAUCAGGGACGCUUCGACGUUAAAAUCACGGUCAAGUCAUGACCUCAGCUAUGAAAGUAGCACUUUUACCCUGCCCAUUUCAAAGUGUAAUUAUUUAGACGAAACAAACAAAAAUAAGAGUUCGAUAUUAUAAAAAAAACGACAAAAAAAAAGAAAAGGAAACACGGCUAGUCUUGAACAAACUUUCAUAACAUACGGGACCUACACUUAAUCUGUACGCUUUACACUAGCUUUCUCCGCAAAUAUGUCUAGGGUUAGAAUGUAAAAACAAGUACAGGAAGAGUAGCAAUAGCAACAUAUUUAUUCUACUGUAAAUGAGAAUAUUCUUUGAGCCAUGGGACGUGUUCAUUCAUUACUGUAAAUUAUAAUUCCACUACUGAUGUAGCGAGCAGUGUUUCUGUCCCUGAGUAUUUCUGCCUUGAGUGGUCGGUCUCGCUCUGUAUUUUUUUUCGGAGUGCGCAGUGCAGUGCAGUGCAGUAGUGGCAUACGACGGUCCUCUUUCCAAGCCACGUUAUCGUUUCCGUCGUCUUACGCGAGUCAGCUUAGUGGUCCAAUGCGUGUGGGUGGUUGGGUGGGUUCGACGCGAGCGCCAGGAUGCGUGUUUUUGGCGAGUGCGGAUGUGCGCGUCUGUAUUCGUACACUUAACAAAAAGAACACAGUGGCAUGGUACGCGCUGAGAUCCCCAGGUCCGUAUGUGAGGUGAUGCCCGCACUCCAUGGAAUCUUCUCUUCUUUUCCUUCUCUGUUUGACUUUUGUUGAUUUUCUGGUGGGGGGGGGGAGAAUUCACUUUUACAUCACUUUAUAUUUGAUUCUUGCAGUGUGAGGGUUUGGGGGUUAAUGACUAUGAUUCUGUAUGAGGCUUUUGAUUUCUUUUCCUUUAAGUGUAGAACUGUGUGUCCGCUCCGGAGAGCGGACCCCACGCCCGAGUGGAGGACCGCGUCUCCGGCGGUCACCGUGGCAACUCAGUGCUUUAAUUUAAUUUUUUUUUUUUUUUGCUGGAGACAUCACACACCGUGGUGUAACUUUCUAAUGAAUGUUUUAGCCAUUUACAUGGUGGAAGAAUUUUAUAUUUAUGCAGUUGUACAAUUUUUUUUUCUGCAGGAAAAAAGUGUAUUGUAAUGAAACCAGAUACCAAAGUCACUGGUCAGAGUUAGAAAAUGUUCUGAGAUCCAUCGCAGUACCCGUGUCUGUUUAGUGGAUGUUAAAAGUGCUUAUAAAGUCAAUGCUGAACAUCUGUCAGGAGUUACAUCUGCUCUUGUCGUUUUAUUUAAUCCAGGUAAGGUCUAAACAAAUAAAUGUACAACAAACAAA
Molecule: messenger RNA, 2306 nt
Organism: Trichomycterus rosablanca
Lineage: Eukaryota; Metazoa; Chordata; Actinopteri; Siluriformes; Trichomycteridae
Gene: atp1b1a
Product: ATPase Na+/K+ transporting subunit beta 1a
Exons: 6
Coding region: 132-1037 (301 amino acids)
Biological process (GO): intracellular sodium ion homeostasis; potassium ion import across plasma membrane; sodium ion export across plasma membrane
Cellular component (GO): sodium:potassium-exchanging ATPase complex
Molecular function (GO): ATPase activator activity
Source: RefSeq, a predicted model, not a curated record